This is a messenger RNA of Tarenaya hassleriana, 2110 nucleotides long. RefSeq names its product flowering locus K homology domain-like. Gene Ontology annotation, cellular component: nucleus; cytoplasm. Gene Ontology annotation, molecular function: mRNA binding. Gene Ontology annotation, biological process: regulation of gene expression. The record is from RefSeq and is a predicted model, not a curated record. NCBI's taxonomy places the organism in Eukaryota, Viridiplantae, Streptophyta, Magnoliopsida, Brassicales, Cleomaceae. The coding region runs from base 198 to 1862 and encodes 554 amino acids. The transcript is spliced from 8 exons.
ACAAACUCGCCCCCAUUGUAGUUGAAGCCCUCCCUCGUCCUCUCUCUCUCUCUCUCUCUCUCUCUCUCUCUCUCUCUCUCUCUCUCACACACACACACACACACACACUCAUUCUCGCACCUCCACAGAAACCCUAGAAGCGAUUGUUCGUUCCUUUCAUAGCCUUUGAAGGUUGUCUCGACACCAUCUCUGUACACAUGGCGGAAGCCGAACAUCAACAGGGCUUUGUUGAGCACAAUGGGGAUCAGGUGCCGGAUGAAGGGUUGGAUCAAGUUCAUAACGGGAUACCAUAUCAGAUGCAUGACCAGACCCUUGGCCACCAACCAUACGAGGUUCAAGAUCAGACACUUGAACCACAGCAGUAUGAGGUUCAAGAUCAGAUAGAUUACCAGCAAUACCAGGGGCAGGAUCAGGCUCAUGAAGAAGUACAAGAUCAGUCUCAGGACCAGUUGCAGUAUCAACCACUAGAUCAAGAGCAGUAUCAGCUGGAAGAUCAGACUGAAGAUCAAACGGAGUAUCAGGUGGAAGGUGAGGCACAAGAUCAGGCUGGUGAUCAAGUGCAAGAUGGAACGGCAGAGCACGAAGGCAUUCCUGAGCAUGUUGAGCCCCAACAGAAUUCAGAAUGCGAAGAUGGGACUGCUGUUGGAGGUGAGGAGAAGAGAUGGCCUGGAUGGCCUGGAGAGAGUGUGUUCCGCAUGCUGGUUCCUGCCCAGAAAGUGGGUAGCAUCAUUGGGCGUAAAGGAGAUGUCAUUAAGAAAAUAGUUGAGGAGACAAGGGCGCGGAUUAAGAUUCUUGAUGGUCCUCCUGGCACAACAGAAAGAGCUGUUAUGGUCUCUGCUAAAGAAGAACCUGAUUCGCUGUUACCACCUGUGAUGGAUGGCCUUCUGAGAGUCCACAAAAGGAUUGUUGAUGGUUUGGAUGGUGAUCUUUCUCAAGCACCACCGCCUUCUAAGGUCUCAACAAGACUACUAGUCCCGGCAUCUCAGGCUGGAAGCUUGAUAGGGAAACAAGGAGCAACAGUAAAAGCUAUUCAAGAAGCAUCUGGUUGUGUUGUCAGAGUUCUUGGUUCAGAGGAGUUGCCUGUCUUUGCACUUCAAGACGAUAGGGUUGUUGAAGUCGUGGGUGAACCAUUGAGCGUGCAUAAAGCUCUGGAGCUGAUUGCAUCGCAGCUUAGAAAGUUUUUGGUGGAUCGUAGUAUUAUUCCAUUGUUUGAAAAUCAGAUGCAAAAGCCAACACGGACGAUGGAUCAUAUGCCUCCACAUCAGCCUUGGGGUCCACCUCAAGGCCCUCCUCCGAGUUCUGGUGGAGGUCCGGGUUAUGGUCACAACCCUCCUCCAUAUAUGCCACCGCCUCGGCACGUUGAUAAUUACUACCCUCCUCCCGACAUGCGCCCUCGUCCUAUGGAGAAACAGCCUCAUCAAGGUAUAUCUGCGUAUGGAAGGGAACCUCCAAUGAAUGUGCAUGCAUCAGCAGCAGCACCCUCGAUGGUCACCCAGCAGGUGACGCAGCAAAUGCAGAUUCCCCUCUCUUAUGCGGAUGCUGUUAUCGGGACAUCAGGUUCAAGCAUAAGCUACAUUCGACGUGCAAGUGGAGCAACGGUCACCAUUCAGGAAAGCAGGGGAGUUCCCGGUGAAAUGACCGUCGAGAUAAGUGGAACUGCCUCUCAAGUCCAAACUGCUCAGCAGCUUAUCCAGAAUUUCAUGGCGGAAGCAGCUGGGGCGGCGGCACAAGCACAGCCGACGGUGUCCACGGAGCAAACCUAUAAUCCCUAUGGAACCCACAGCUCGGUUUACACAUCAUCGGCCACGAACCCACCUGGGGGCUAUGCAGCAGAUUAUGGCUCCUCGGGCUACGGGUACUGAUCAAUGGCUGGCUACGGCGCCGGCCAUGUUUGAGCUUUUUUUUUUUCAGUAAAAGGACAAAAGAGAGUUGAGAAGAACCCUAGUGUCAGUAAUCGUUGUAAUGUCGCCACUGUGGUUUGUCGUGUUAGGUUUAUUUUUGCCUCUGCUUCCUUCCUUACCUAAAUGUGGUUUGAACCAAUUUUUUUAAGAUUGUACUAAAAGAUUUGGAGUUUAUAGUUAAUCCCAGGAUCCUUGGUUUUCGUCGGUGA